Diaporthe citri is the source of this 813-nucleotide messenger RNA. RefSeq lists its product as uncharacterized. The coding region runs from base 1 to 813 and encodes 270 amino acids. The record is from RefSeq and is a predicted model, not a curated record. NCBI's taxonomy places the organism in Eukaryota, Fungi, Ascomycota, Sordariomycetes, Diaporthales, Diaporthaceae. The transcript has 4 exons.
AUGGCCCCAAAUGACGACUAUGUCUUCACUCGAGAUCUCCUCGAUAACAGCCGCCUCAACUUGAUGCAUCAUCACUGGGUGAAGGACUUUGGAUAUCUAAUCCACCCGAGAAUCCCUACCGAAGGAGCCAGCCUCAAAGUAGCAGACAUCGGUUCUGGGACGGGGAUAUGGCUGCUCGACGCAUAUGACCGGCUCCCGAAAUCAACAGGGCUCGUUGGCCUCGACAUCUCAUUUGAUGCAGCGCCACCACCUGAGACUUUUCCUGACAGUAUCACAUUCCAGAAGUGGGAUGUACGUGAUCCUGUUCCUGACGAGUUGGUCGGCGCCUUUGAUAUCAUCAACGUCCGCUUCAUGGUAUUCGUCGUGCUCAAGGACGAGGUCCCGGUUGUGGUGGACAAAUUCAUCCAGAUGCUGAAACCCGGCGGAUAUCUGCAAUGGGUCGAGCCUGACAACCAGACCGUGCACGGAGAACUGACGAAGCCGGAGAACAAGAAGACGAGCAUCGAGCAGCUGAUGGGCCUUCUGAAGUCCCAAGAUCCGCGGCUGAACCCCACGUGGGUUCCGGACCUGCCCAAGAUCUUCUCGGAUCGUGGUCUGUCUGACAUCGAUGCGGACGUGCACACCACCCCGCCGCACUGGGCGUACCUGAUGCAUGAGUGCGGCCUGAUCAUGCACGAACUUAUCGCACGAAAGACCCAGAAUGAGCAGAUGGCAGCCGAGUUAAAGAGACUGGUACCUCUGGCGGUGGAAGAAACUCGGAAAGGGGCUUACUUGGCGACUACCAAGUAUGCUGUCACUGGAAGGAAACCUUAA